Messenger RNA from Callorhinchus milii (elephant shark), 2030 nucleotides. Its product is annotated as butyrophilin subfamily 1 member A1. The record is from RefSeq and is a predicted model, not a curated record. The transcript is spliced from 8 exons. NCBI's taxonomy places the organism in Eukaryota, Metazoa, Chordata, Chondrichthyes, Chimaeriformes, Callorhinchidae. Bases 356 to 1783 code for a protein of 475 amino acids. Gene Ontology annotation, molecular function: protein binding.
CCCGCUCACUCCCGACCUCCCCCAUCCGCUCACUCCUGAUCUCUCCCCACACGCUCACUCCCUACCUCCCCCACCCGCUCACUCCCGACCUCUCCCACCUGUUCACUCUACGCUACCCACUGCCACCGCCCUCGCACAAUGGGAGCUAUAUACAAAAUAUUACAAGUCUGGCGAUGGGUCUCCAGGUGUGUCAGACGCCCGACUGACCCCCAAAAGUAUCGGGUGACCCUAAUCUUCACUUCUGUUUUAAAAAACCUUUCUAAAUGAAAGUGAAACUUAAGAUUCUUUCUCGUUUCACUCAACGCCAUUUUAUGUUGUGCUUUGCAACCACUCGUCCCUGACUGCAGAGAAAGGAAUGUCUGGUGAAAUGACGUGGAGACAUUUUGCUCAGAUACUUUGCUUUGUACUUUGCCUCUCGCAGUCUGAUGAGAAAUUCACAGUCAUCGGCCCAGCUCACCCUGUCCAAGGCUUUGCUGGUUCAGAGGUUGUCCUGGACUGUAAGUGCUCCGUAGGCUUGCCGCUGCCGACAGUGGAGGUGAGAUGGUUCAGAUCAAGCUUUGCCAUCCCCGUGCACCUAUUCCAAGACGGACACACUAAUGCAAGCAAGCAAGAUAAAACCUACAGAGGCAGAACAGAACUGUUUACAGAGGAGUUUAUCAACGGCAACAUGUCCCUCAAACUCAAAGACGUGCAGUGGUCAGACAGAGGAGAGUACACCUGUUACAUCGAUGACAAGCAAUCGUAUGACGAGGCAACAAUAGAAUUACAAGUCCAGAUUCUCGGCAGUCAGCCUUGGAUUCACAUGGAAGGACAUGAAGAGAACGGGAUUAAGCUUGUGUGCGAGUCCGAGGGAUGGAUUCCUGAGCCCGAGGUCUGGUGGGUGGAUGGGAACGAACGCAAACUGACAGCACAAACCAAACUAGACACGUCUCCCGAUGGUUUAAUCAAGGUCCAGACUUCCUUAAGUGUCACGAAAGAUGCCGGCAACAAGUUCAGGUGCCUGUUCAUCAAUAAUUUAACCAAGAAACAAACAGAAGGAAGAAUCCAGAUCGCAGAUUAUUUUUUCCCCCGUGUCUCUCUGGGGCUGGUCUUUUGUUUGUUAUUCUUCUUCACUUUCCUGGCCGGGUUCUGUGGGUUUUUGGUCUUCAUCUGGAAGAAAUACCAACAGACUAAAGAACUUAAUAAAGAACUGGAGUGGCAGUGGAUGUUUGCGUGUGCAGUUACAGUCAGACUGGAUCCUGACACAGCCCAUAACAAGCUCGUGCUGUCUGAGGACCUGACCAGUGUGUCAUCUGGAGACAAACAUCAACUGUUCCCCGACUCCCCGAAGAGGUUUAGUUACUGGGCCAGUGUCCUGGGAUCUGAGGGCUUUUCCUCAGGGAAGCGCUACUGGGAAGUGCAGGUGGGCAGCAAGACAGAGUGGAGCUUGGGGGUGGCCAGAGAGUCCAUUGAGAGGACAGAGGAGAUCAAACUAUCACCGGAGAACGGAAUCUGGAGUUUGAUCCUGAGAAACGGGAGUGAUUAUUGGGCCCGUGAUAACCCUUGGAUCCGCCUGACGGUGAACGAGAAGCCCAGGAAGAUCGGAGUGUUCCUGGACUACGAGGCGGGGAAGGUGUCGUUCUACAACGCUGAUAAGAUGUCUCACCUCCACACUUUCACUGAGACGUUCACAGAGAGAAUGUAUCCUUAUUUCUGCCCCUGGUUUCCCGACGGUGGCAGCAAUUCCGAACCGCUGGUAAUUUGUCGGGUCAAGAGUAAAGCCGAGAGUUUAAAGCCGUCUUAAGUCACUGUUAGUCAACUGGUUUUGACCGAGCCAAAGGGAUUUCGUCUUCAAACCCCUUCACUCCCUGACCUCUCCCGACCUCCCUGAGCUGCUUACUCAAUCCAACCCACUACCCGCUGCCUCAGCUCGACUGCUGCUGCCUCCUGCUUGUCCCACGUGCCCUCUGCUCCACCAUCGAUGGCCAAACUUUCAGCUACUUCGCCUCGAUACUCUGGAACACUCUACCUCAAUCCCUCCGCCUUGCCCC